AUGACCUAUUAUGGUUUAGAUGCUGCCGAAUUUUAACAACACCCAGUCUCGCUUAUUCAAGCGCUCUUAAAACAACUAGAGCACGCAUAGAUUUACUUACAGACAUUGAGAUGAUAUUAUUUCUUGAAAAGGCAAUAAGAGGCGGAAUAACUCAUUCCGUACAUAGGUAUGUAAUGUCUGGAAUUUCAUGACACAUUUGAUUCAAGCGAAAAAGUCAACUACCUAAUGUAUUGGGACGUGAAUUCUCUCUAUGGUUAUGCCCAAUGCCAAGCGUUACCCACGGGUAAUUUUCGCUGGUUGUCACCGGACGAAAUUGACUAUAUGGAAAUCAAGUUGAAAAGUGGCAUUUUCCACAAGUCCGAUAAUAACUUAUCUUAUGCUUUGGAGGUUGAUUUAGAAUAUCCGCAACAUUUACACACUCAAGAUUCUCAUAUACAAUUUCCUUUUUGUGCCGAACAUAUAACUCCGAAGGAAAGCAAUUUGAAAAAAUUAUGUUGCACAUUGAGCAAUAAAACUAAAUAUGUUAUUCAUUUCGAAAAUCUUAAACAAUGUUUAAAAUUUGGAUUGGUGUUAAAAAAAAUUCAUAGAGUUAUUGAAUUUAGGCAAUCCGAUUGGUUGAAAAGUUUUAUAGAUUUAAAUACAGAUUUUAGAAUGAAAAGCAAUAGUGACUUUGAAAAGAAUUUAUUUAAAUUGAUCAUAAACUCGGUUUUCGGUAAAUUUUUAGAACGUGAUCGCAAUAAAAGAGAUAUAAAAGUUGUAAACAAUUGGCGAGCGGCUUCGAAAUUAAUUUCGUUACCUCAUUUUAAGAGAGUUACUAUCUUCAAUGAAAAUUUAAUAGCGGUCGAAUUGAAACGGACAUGUAUUGAAAUGAACAAGCCCUUAUUUCUCGGGUUCACCAUAUUAGAAUUGUCAAAAUUAAAAAUGUACGAUUUCCAUCAUGAUUAUAUUCAAAGUAGGAUUUCUCCUCACUUUCAUCCACAACUUCUUUACAUGGAUACGGAUUCCUUAAUUUACCAAUUUACGCGAACCGACAGUAAUAGUAACACCUCUAUUUACGACAUUAUACGCGAAGACGCGGCAUCACAUUUCGACACAAGCGAUUAUCCUAUUCACAAUAAAUGGUGUAUACCGCGGGUCAAUAAAAAAGUUCCUGGUUUAAUGAAAGAUGAAUUAAAAUCCCAAAUUUUAACCGAGUUCAUAAGUCUCAGACCCAAAAUGUAUAUUAUGAAAGUCGAUGGUAGAGAAAGAACUGCGAAAGUAAAAGGAGUUUCGCUAAGCGCCAAACGAAAGUUGACAUUCGAAGAUUUUCAACGAUGUCUGUUUGAUAAUGAAAUUUGUUUUUCCGAAUUCUCAGGGAUACGUUCGCAAAAUCAUCAAAAUUUCAGUUAUACUAUCAAUAAAUUAAGUUUAUCGUCAAAUGAUAAUAAACGGUUUAUUAAAGAUAAUAAAAUAGCUACUUUACCUUGGGGGCAUUAUUCGUUAAAAUCCCUUAUGAUCUAAUUUUAUAAUGUUCUCACACAACAUUAUACUUUGUAUAAUCUUAUAGUGUAAGUAUUAUUGUACUUAUCAUUUGUUUUUAAAGGAAAUGCAAUGUAUAUUAAACAUAUAUCGCUUUCAUGAUUACUUUUUCAAUCAAAGUGUAUAAAACAAAGUACCUUUAUUUCUUCCUGCGAUAUCAUACAAUGUAUUCGCAUCUAGUAAUACUAUGUCUAUUAAAUAAAUUGAUUGCUUGUAUAUACCUACAUAUCGCUUACAUGAUUACUUUUUUCAAUCAAAAUGUGCAAAACAAAGUACCUUUAUUUCUUCCUGCGAUAUCAUACAAUGUAUUCGCAAACUGUUUGCUCGUAUAUGAUAAAAUGUAUAUCGGUUAUUUGCGCGUGUACUUUUCCAAUCGAAGAAAAUGUACAAAUCAUCCUGUCUCACCCUAUCUUAGUUUCUUCUCACGAGAUCAUACAUCGCGAAUAUAAAAGCUCCAACGAAGGAUCGCUUCGAGCAAAAAUGGAUCUACGAGAGUGGGUGCGUGAGCGCCUUCCCCCCGGUUGGCCAACUUACUGCAUUGUAUCACCGGGGAGUGAGGUGCCUCCCCCACCCCCUUCCAUUUAUUUGGGGGUGUGGGAGGGUCACCAAAUUUAUGGAAAAAGGUAUGGCUCGGUCACCUGUAUUUGGGUGCUUGCUUGAAAAGCAAGCAUCCAAAUAUUGAUAAAGCUCUAGUUCCAGUAAGUUAUAAAAGUAUCUUUACAUCGAGUUGAUUUUUAAUAUGUUUUCUUUUUUCAGAUUCCCUACAUUCAUGAGUUUUUUUUGUUUUUUUUUUAGUUUGUA
Agrilus planipennis (emerald ash borer) is the source of this 2319-nucleotide messenger RNA. RefSeq lists its product as uncharacterized. The coding region runs from base 226 to 1500 and encodes 424 amino acids. The record is from RefSeq and is a predicted model, not a curated record. The transcript is spliced from 2 exons. NCBI's taxonomy places the organism in Eukaryota, Metazoa, Arthropoda, Insecta, Coleoptera, Buprestidae.